This is a messenger RNA of Amoebophrya sp. A120, 12516 nucleotides long. The record is from the annotation of a GenBank genome assembly. Lineage: Eukaryota; Dinophyceae; Syndiniales; Amoebophryaceae.
GUCGGAAACGCGAAACGAAACACCAUAAGAGCUUCAAUAUGAAGGUCGUGGUGGAGCUAAGAUUGUGACUUGUGACAUCGUAUAUUAAUCAUGUCAACAAUAAGAUGAAGAUGAAGAUGCACUCCAUGAUGCCGAUCACGGGGACCUAUAUUUCCUCCAAAACGGCGAGGGCGAGGACAUUGCAACCGCUACGAACGAUGAAAAUCUUGCCCACUUCUUCCGCCACAGCCGCAAGGGCCCCCCCGUUCAUCCCUCGAAUUAGAAUAAGCGACGCUCCUAGUAGUAGCUAGAAGGAGGUGGAAUAGGGAAGACGAAGAUAUUGAUAAUUUAGCUGGUGGAGCAGGGGCCAGCUACUCACAUCGGAGUCGGCGAGCAGUGCUCGCGGCCUUCAUCUGGGGCGGAGGUCCACGCUAGAAUUAUCUGGUGCUGAAAGUUGUAAGCCCAACUACAACUGGAAGCGAGAACUUCGUCCCGCUUCCGUAGUGCUAGCCGGCGUCGCAAAACAUCAUGGUCGUCGGUUCCUCCUCAACGAUGGACCUGCACGGUCGCAGCGGGUCUGCCUCCUCCCUGUCCACUGGUGGGGAGCUGCUCCGGGAGCCGCAUAUCAAAGUGAAAAAAGCCCCCUCCCCAUAUUGAAACGGAAAUCUCUGUUGCUGGAUUUGUGUACACAGAUCAGCGCUGUAUUGCAGAAAGCGCUUGCAGGCAAGUCCUAAGCGGCCUGAUGAGGAACUUAUGCAAAAGGCUAGCACUCACACUCAGGCAUGACAGACAGCUUUGCAAUAGGCAAAAGCGCAUGGCAGCUUGGCUGUGGAAUGCGCCACACGGCUCCCACUUGCCUCAUAUGCAAGACAGAGCUGAUUUGUGGUCACGAAUCAGCAUCACAAAUUUCCAUUGUGAGUAUAUAUAAUGGGGAGUUUGGGGAUUUUUCCUGACGAUGCCGCAGAUUCAGAAACUCACGGAUUUCCAAGACGACGAGUUCGAUGUUAUCCUGUGCAAAAGUAUCGUACUCGUAUAAAUGCUAAUGCAAGUCUUGCAUUACAAACCUUGUUCUCAAGGCAGAUGAGCAUUACAAAUUUUAUUUCUCAUGCUGUUAAAAUUUGUAAUGCAUUUAUACGAGUACGAUACUUUUGCAGUGCAUAGAUGUGCAGCAAAUGCAAAAUUACGCAUUGCAAAAGUAGUACAAUAGCAUGAGCACCAUCUUCACAAAGUUUAUUUUCAAGUCGCAAAAUGGAGAUUGUAAUGCUGACUUGGGUAUUACUAGUACUAGUGGAUGAAAUCUGUCAUGCAGUGCUGCGAAUAGUAGUACCAGGAGGAGUGCGAAGAUAUAAGUACUUUUGCGCAGGGAUAAGAAUGGGUUGUCGACAAUCGUCGAGAAAAUGGAGGAGAUGCAGAAGCUGGGCGACAUUGCUAUAACCCGCUCAGCUGUUACAAUCUCAAACGUAGUUACAAUAGAACAUGGAAAUCUGUGAUGCAAAAGGUGCAUGACCUAGUAGCCUACUCCCACAGCAUUGCUCAUGACAAGUUCUGGAGUCCCAAACCGCACUGGAAUCUGGCGAAAUUUGUAUUGCAGAAAGUGAAACGCUGUGCGGGUCUGUCAUGGUCAUCAUGCAAUACAACUCUAUUGCAACGCUUGAGAUUGUAACGCUUGAGCGGGUCAUAAUUGCGUACAAAAAGGAGGUAGAUGCGCGGAACGACGCGAAAGAGAAACCGACGCCCGAACAGGCCUAUGGAAGCGUCAGGUUUGAAAUCGACAAAGUUGAAAUAAUUUGUCAUGCAUAAAAUGCAUGUCAGUUGUGACCCAGUUUCUAAGUGGUGCAUGACAAAUUUGGGAAGAUCCGAAACCCAGUUUGUCAUGCUGUUUGGGCAAGGAAGACGCCUUUUGUCAUGCUACUUUAGCAGCUCUAUUGCUACCCCUCAACAGGUUUACAAUCUGCCUCCCUUGCCUACUCAGCAAGACAAGCAUUGCGUGGCUUGCAUUUUAUGCAUCACAAACUAUUUCAACUUUGACGAUUUCAAACCUGACACUCCCAUAAGGCCUUGCUGAACUGUAUCCAGAAGGUCUACGCAAAAAACCUCAAGUCAAAGACGCAAAUCGCCAUGCAACGGUUUGUUAUCGAGUUUCUGGGGCCAAAAAAGGAGCAGGUUGGAAGAGACAGCGGGCAGUUUAUGGAAAAACGUAUAAAUAUAGCGUCGAGGUCAUUAUCACAUGAUCUUCUGCUUCUUGUUAAAGUGUCUAAAUAUUCUUGUAAUCGUCGACGAAGUAAUGAAUGUUUUCAGCGGUUUUUUUCUUUUUUGAAAUCGAAGAUCUACCCUUGGACUCGGCCUGUGUAUAAAUGCGUAGAUUUUUUUCGUUCACUUUGAUUUCUAGCCGUGAUUUUAAUUUUUCUUUGCUUAACAAAUCAGGUGAGCGCGUCCAAGCAGCGGAGCGUGCGGCCGAGGAACGAUUCUGGAACAUGUAUCAUGUGGAUGUGAAAAAGGCGGACUCGUAUCCACAGCAAAUUUCAUGAUCCCGCACAGGUACAAAUUUGAAGAUUCCUGCAUGACAAAAAUCCUUGCCUCUAGAUCCUAUUCAGCACGAGGACAAGUGCAGGUGGCAUUCGCAUUCUCUGUACCUGUACGGGUUCGGGUUGAAAUUUGUGUUGCAUAAGUCGUAUCACGAGAAAAUCCUGACGAAAAAGUGGCCCAAGUGGCGCAACCAGAUGAAGGAUGUCGCAAAGGCGCACCCAGGCAGGAAUAUCACGAGAAAAAACUGUUUCACUGUGAACUUGUGAUGCAUAAAAUGGAACACAGAACUAUUUGUCUUGCCACUCCUGCAAGACCUUGGCUCUUUGAGAGUGUUAUUUCCCUUUGGAAGUGCGCAUGACGAAUUUUCUUUGUCAUGUGUAUAGAAACUUGUGAUGCAGAUCUUGCAAAAUUAUCACAGUGAAGCAGUUUUUUCGUGGGAUAAGGAAUCUGCACGGCUUGAAAUCGUCCCGGGUUGAAGAGUAUCCUGUGCAAAAGUAUCGCACUCCUAUUGCAGUCAUGCAUUACAAGUUUUUUUCUCAAGAAAAAUCCGCAUUACAAAUUUCAUUUCUCAUGCUGGGGGAAUUUGUCAUGCAUUUAUACGAAUACGAUACUUCUGCAAUCCAUAAAGAGAGAACGAUGCCGGCGGAUCCAUACGACUUGAUCGGGCCGAGUAUGAAAGACACAGGCGGCUCGGAGGAAGACGUGGUAAAUAACCAUCCGAGCAGUUCGCAGCAGCAGAUGGGUAAUCCCAACCUCCCCCCGCAGCAAUCUCGGCCAGAGUCCUCGGACUCCUCAAAUUCGGAAUCUUCCACCACAGAGAAACCGUCGCGAGACCCGGAUUUUUUGUUGCGAGCGUUCGGUUUACCCGACAUGCAGCACCAACUAUCCGAGAUGAAAAAAAGUGUGUUAGUGUAGUGAGGCGUCGGUCUACUUAGGGCAUUAGCAUGACAAAUUCGCUCUGCAGGAAAAAGAAAUCCUGUCAUGCUGCGCAGCUUCUAGCACGUGAAGUGAAAACACGACGUAAGUACUAUGAGCAGAGGUAGAGGAGGACACUAUGGCUGGCCAGCAUGACGAGUGGAUAUUGUUUCGUAUUUUAUGCAUCACAGACUUACAUCACUUACACAGUGUGUUUUCUUGCAUAACAACAUUCGCAGGAGCAGUACGACAGCGUCACGGGGGAGAAGAUUCUGUACCAUCGCCACGGGGUACCCAUUGACCAGUCAAUCAUGGUAUGGAUUGCAAAAGUAUCGUAGUCGUAUAAAUUUGCAUUACAAAUUACCCCAGCAUUACAAAUUAAGUUUGUAAUGCUGAUUUAGCUUGAAAAAGAGAUUUGUAAUGCAUAAAUGCAAUUACUACGAGUACGAUACUUUUGCACAGGAUGCAUGGCGAGCGGGUCCUAUUUGGAGCUGGUCGAGGACAGCAACAUGGAUUCCGAGAAUGUGAAAAGACGGAAGGAGCUGAACGCCUACUUUCGGCGGCAUCAAAAACUCUCCGACCAAAACUACUUGAAGAAGACCCCGGAGUCCAAAACGAACCGGCCGGGAAUGAAGAGCUUAGACCUGUCCGCGCAGCAGGUGUCAAAUUUGUCCGUCGCCACCUACUUCCGAAGCUGCGAAAACCUCGGCACGGUCCCCAAGGUCCCGAAGUCGAUCAUUCUGGACCGAAAAAUCGACGAGGAAGGGGUUUUAUGCAUUGCAAAAGCAUCGUACUAGUAGAAAUCGCAUGACAAAUUCGUUCAGCAUGACAAAGGGAAUUUGUCAUGCUGUUUUCCGUUGGGAUGAAAGUUUGUAAUGCAUGACUGCGAUUACUACGAGUACGAUACUUUUGCACAGGAUAGAUUUUGGCGAGUUCGGUGGAUCUGGAGAAUUUAUGCAAGAAAAAAACUGUGUAAGUGUAAUUCUGUGAUGCAGAAAAUGCAAAACAGUUAUGCCUGUCAUGCUGCACAUGCAUGAUAAGCUUGCUUCCUACGUGUUUUCCUGUCCUAUCUGCGCAUGACAAGUUUUUCCUGUCAUGGCAGACAAACUUGUGAUGCUGUUUUCCCAAAAGACCUACACUAACACAGUUUUUUUCUUGGAUAAAAUUUAGAUUUAACCGACUACGACCUGCAGGCGUACUAUGAAAUUUAGAAAUUAGUAUUAUACCUCCGCACAUGUAGACGUACAAAGUUCGAAGUGCACCAAAAGAAAUCAGGGCAAGAAAAACCUAUAUCAAAAAGCGACAUGAUUUGUAGUUGAUUCAAAUAGAUCGAAGAAUCUUCUGAUGCUCUACUGUCGUCGUGUCAUUUGUACGUCACUACGAGCGUGCUUUGCGGUAAAGAUUUACUGGGGAUACGUACCAAAAUGCGAUCUUUAGUGAGGUGCCGGUUCUGAACGAGAAGAAUAACAAACAAAAGGACCCAAGCACGAGAAAACCGGAUCCGAAGGAAAUUUUAGCCUUGCUGCCGGCGGUGAAGAUAAAGGUACAACUAGUACUACUGUCACUGUGAGGACAUUGUAUCUAUGUUGCUGGAGCUGCUCCUGCUUGCAAGGAGACAAUAAAACGAACUUGUGAAGAUACAGAUGCUGACCUUCACGUCGAUGCUUCAUUUGCAGCAACACGUAAAACUUAUUUUCAGAAUGAUUGUAGAAAAAAAUUUAAAUCUUUAUCUUCCUAGACCCUCCGCCUGGGGCUCAACCGGUUUUCGGAUAAAGGGGUGGCGAAAUUUCUCUCCGGGUUCGUGGAGACCAGUGGCGGGCAGAAGCUGAAAAAUCAAGUUUUUGAGCUGGAAGAGAUCAACCUGACCAACCUCCCGAACUUUAGCACAUUGUCCGUGGCGAAACUGAGUCGCAUGCUGGGGGAGCCGCAAGCGUUUCCCAAGAUUCUGAUUUUGAACCUGUCCGGGAUCCCCACGCUGUUUUCCCAGCAGGACCAGUGCAAAUCGAUUUGCGAAAACAUCGUGAAAAUUGGUUCCCUGCAGGAGGUGAACGUGGCCGAUACCGGGUUGGGACUCGUGUCCCAGCAAUCGGUGGUGUAUUUUGUGCAAGCCUUGUCGGACUUGCUGCAAAUUCGCAAGUUGGACCUCUCCAGCAAUUACAUUGGGAAGGAUGGAUUCUUGGCGCUGGGGAAGUACUGCGAGGAUGCGGAAUUGUAUCCAAGAAAAAAACUGUGUAAGAGUAAGUUUCUUCGGCUGACACCAUCACAAAUUUGCUCUACAUGACAGAGAGAACCUGUAAUGCGUGGCUUGUAAGGCAAAACACACAUGAAAAAAGGACUUCGUGGCUGUGUGGCAUGACAGCCGUAACUCUGCUGCAUAUUCUGCAUUACAGAGUUACAAUUAUACAAUUUUUUUUUUGCAUAAAUUGAAGGAACUGACAGUGAACUGGAACAGCGACAAACCCGCCUCGCAAAUGCUUAUUGUGAGGAAAAGUCCCCCUCCCCAUACCAAAAAGGGACACUACUGGAAAUUUGUGAUGCUGAUUUGUGGCCGCAAAUCGUCCCUGUAUUGCAAGGGGGCAAAGCCAGAGACUCAGCCGCGUUUCGCAGGCACUUUGCAAUGCUGUAUCGCCUACAGGGGAUGCGCCUGCAUUGCUAGGCGCCUACACCUCCAAAACGCCCCUACUGCGGCCCUGCAUCUUCCUGCAGUCCUUUGCUGCAAGACAGAUUGGAUCUGUGUACACAAAUCCCGCAUCACAGAUUUCCGCUCUGAUAUUAUGGCGAGGGGUCGUGAUUUUUCCCUUUGAUAAUGCCACCUCUCGAACUUCCCCCAGUUCCCAUCGACCCAGCCGCCGCCGCCGCAGACCCCGCGAAGGCGGCAGACCCGGCGAAGGCGCAGUCCGGCGGGAGCAGCAGCUCGACAUCGAAGCAAAAAGACUACAACAACACGUUGGAAGAGGACGACGCGAUUUGCUACUUCCUCGAAAAACUAAACUUUCAGAGGAAAAUGGAGUAUCUGUCUCUCAAGGGAUCGCAGCUGUCCUACUUUGCGGACCUGGUAUUGUGUGAGUCACUAGACUCGUAUGGAAGUAGAGAAAAAUUAUCUUCCUGCCCACCCACUGACCACCCGCGCGCGAACAAACAAAGUUGUGUUGCAUAAAGGCCAGCGAGUGCUGCUGUUCUCUAAGAACUGCUGGCGAUAAUUGACGAGCGCAACGGAAGAUGCGGCACCACGUCCACCUCGCAAGAACAUGAAUUUGAAAACCACCAGAACAUCACCAUGUGGGGAGGGGUAGGGGCAGAGUCAGAGAUUUUGUAUUGCAUAACCCCAACAACAAUCUGAUCCAUUUGGAUGUCGCGGACAACCCACAUACGAAGGACGGGUUGCGGUGCCUUAUCCUGUGCAAAAGUAUCGCACUCGUAAUAUUGCAGUCAUGCAUUACAAAGUCUUCUUUUCUAGGUAAAUCCGCAUUACAAUUUUUUUUUCUUACUGGUAACAAAAUUUGUAAUGCAUUUCUACGAGUACGAUGCUUUUGCAAUGCAUAUGCCUGCUGAAGCUGCUAGUAACCUCCCCGACGUCCUCCGACGAGUGCGGUGUGAGCAAUUUGAACCUAGCCAAUGUCCGGGAUAAGUACCACACGCCCAACGAAUCAAGCCGCUACAACUUCACAGAUCCCAAUGGCAACUACGUGUUGCGAUUAGACAAGCCGAGCGACCGGGCGGUUUUGAAGCUUUUGCACCGGUGCUCGUUUUAUGAACUGCAAAAGUAUCGUACUCGUAUACAUGCAUGACAAAUUCCCUGAGCAUGAGAAAUAAAAUUUGCAAUGCUGAUUUACAUUGAGAAAAAAAAUUGUAGUGCAUGAGUGCGCUACGACUGCGAGACUUUUGCAGUGCAUACGUUUUACUUCAAAACGAAAGAGGCGAGCUUCGAGGAGAUGGUAUGACUAAUGUUGACUUCUUCUACGGUAGCUGUAUUGAUUUCCCUACAACUGCUCACUCACGUAUCUAUGUAUCAAGUGGCUGUUCUUGUUUCUACUUGUUGCUCUAUUGCGUAAAAAGCUGAAGCACGCACCAGCCACUGCAGUUUAUUUGUUGAAAACAAUUACCCAGCAACUCGACGGAUCCAACUGCGCCCUGCCAGUUUCGGAAAAGCAAACCGACCGUGGACGGGUCUAUAUCAUGGGUAAAUAUGUAGUCUGGGUCUUGAAAUAAAGGGGAGCGCGUCAGCACGCUUGGUUGUCGGGCACUCCUGGAAAAGAAAAUCUGUAUUGCACGACCGACAAAAGUGCGCCUGCUUCUCGUGUCAUGGAAAAACGCUCUGUAUCAUACGCACUAGGCAUAAAAGAAGCGUUCUGGUGCAACCUUGUCAUGUUCUUUGGCUGCCCGCACAACUGUACUGUUCUCAGCAUGCACAGCUCCGCAUCACAAGUUUAUUCCGGACCCAGCAGACAAAAUGUUUGCGACGCAUACUGUACGAGUUUGCGCAAUUGAAGGGGAAGCUGAAGUUCAAAUUUGUGUUGGACGACAAACCCUUUCAGUAUCCACAGAAAAAAACCCAUCCCCAACUACCAAUUUGUAAUGCAAAACACGUAUACAGUCCUUUGUUUGUCAUGCAAAAAAUGGAUGGGGAUCAUGCGUUUCUUUCUGUGGAUAUUCAGGACGAGGCGAAGCGCUUGAAGUCCUUAGCCGGGGACAAGGGAGACGAUUUCUCCCUGAUGUCGCCCACGAUCGUCGUGCGGCCGCAGGAUAUCCCACGAAAAAACUGUUUCACUGUGGUGAUUUUGCAAGAUCUGCAUUACAAGUUUGUCACACAUGACACGGAAAAAUUGCCAUGUGCGCUUUCCAAGGGAAAACACUCUUGAAAAUCCAAUGUCUUGCAGGUGUAGCAAGACAAACACUUUGGUGCUUCGUUCUCUGCAUCACAAGUUCACAGUGAAAAGUUUUUUCUUGCGAUACAGGACUCCCCGAACGCAUCACCCGGGAAACCAGGGAACAAGAAUAUGAAAGUGCACAACUCUCCCUCCCCCUCAUUUGUCAUGCCAAAUCGCAAACCCAGUCGCUGCCCUGCUGUAUCACAGUUUGCAUGACAAGUUCUCGUAGCCCAAAUACCACUACACUCCAGUGCAAAUUUGUCAUGCCAAACCGACACUCUUGCUGAUGCUUGUGUUGCCAUUCAUGCUACACAAAUACAAGUGAGGGGCAGAGGGAGGGGCUGUUGUGCACCGUCAUAAAGAAACAAGACGAGUCCGCCGCCUUGCUGGCGACAAUGAAAAAGGGCACGACGUUGUUGGAGUACAGCAAAUUGAGAGCGACGCUCUUGCGGUUCGUGCCUCUCGCCGUGGUGUAUACGAAUCUCCAGUCGGACCGGGAAAAGUCGAUCCUGCUGGAAGCAAUGGCGUUCGAUAUGAAGCUGAAGCUCUGCCACGUGCAGUACUUCAUCGAGAAAGCCCCGUUGCUAAUAUGCAAUACAAAUUUCCCGUACAUGUACAAAAUGCAUGACAAAUUGCGCUAACUUGCAGUGUCCAACUUGUCAUGCUAGACUAGGAUUGAUGGCAAGUAACUUGCCAUCAGUUGAAGUUUUGUCAUGCAGCGACUGCAUUUGCACGUCGUGUCCGGGAAUAAAUCUACUGUGGAUAGCUAACCCAGUUCAUCGUGAAGACGCUGUAUCCCACGGUCCACCGUUCGGAGGCCAUGCAGCUCGUCAACCUCCUACCCCACCCGUCCCUGCAGCGCGCGGUGCGGGCGGUCACUUCCAACGCCAUGUUCUUUAACGUAGAGAAUCCAACCGGGAGGUACAGUCUAUUGAUCGAAAACCCCACAGACCGGUCGAUGGCCGAAACGCUCUUCCGCCUGUCCACCUGGGAGAGGCAGAUCCAAGAGGAGCAUCUCGAGGAAAUCAAGGACUGCAGUCAGUUAUGCAUUGCAAAAGUAUCGUACUCGUACUACUCGCAUUUCUGCAUUACAAAUUUCUUUCUCAAGUUAAUUAACUCCGCAUUACAAAUUUCGCUUCUCACGCUGAGGAAAUCAUUUGUGAUGCGCUUCAUACUAGUACGGUACAUACUUUUGCAAUGCAUAUCAGUACGGCGACCGGAGCUGUCUACGAAACAUCGUUCUCAACGGGAACCCCUACCGAACCGCGGACGUGGCUUCUGACGUGUUGCAGUCCGCGGUCGGCACGAUCGAGUUGGACUACUGCACUCGAAUUUUCAGCGAGCAGCACUCCACCACGAAGCAGACCCACCCCUUGGUGUGGCAACAGUUGGUCGACAAACUGUUCGACUCGACCAUCUCCACGCUCGGCAAGGUCUAUGAAAGCGCACAACUACUCCCCCUUUCUUUUAUUUCGAUUGCAUCCACAGCAACGCAAGUGCUGACACAGAUGUAGCUCUCGCAUGACAAAGUCGCGAUCGAUUCAAGUAGUGCUGUUGCGGCUCGUUGUAGUCCUUCGUGAGUCUGUCAUGCAAGCCGUGCCACAGUGCAAAGGGUGGAUUUGGUAUUUUGCAUGACAAACGAAAGGGAGGGGACUUGUGCACUCGCAUAAAAUCCGCUGCUUCCGCCAGAUUUCGCACCAUUUGUCUCUGGACGUUGCGCAAGUCCGCGAGUUUGUCCGGUUUUUUGCCCGCGCGCCGAAGGGAGGAAAGGCGUUGAUAUGAACUGCAAAAUUAUCGUACUCGUAUUGCAAUCAUGCAUUACAAAUUUUGCUCUUAAGGCAAAUCCGCAUUACAAAUUUUAUUUCUCAUGCUGAGGAAAUUUGUAAUGCAUUUAUACGAGUACGAUACUUUUGCAAUUCAUAGUUGAACUAUUACACCAAUGACCAGCGAAAUUUGGACGAGAUAGAAAACAGCGUCCCGAAGGUCGUUGGCGGCCUGUUUGUCGACUCCGACGGGGUCAGCUACCUCCGCUCGGAGGCGUUCCUCGCGCUCUAUGCGAGGUGUAGGGCGUUAAACUCGCAGAUGAUGACGAACACGAACUAUCGAGUGAAAAAGUGAUCAUGUUUCCUGGUCUAUACCUGUAUUAACAAAAUGCUUGGAGGAGUGUAUGACAUCGUGCCUGAUGAAUGUGUCGUCCGUACGGGGCUUUGCCUCCUUAGGCGAAUAGUGCGCAGUUUGUCACUCUCACUAUCCGUCGUGCUGGCUGCGUAAGUAUUUCCAUAGUGCCCGCCCCGAGGACGUAUCUCAACAAUGGUCUUCUAGUUCUAGCAUCAAGAACAUACAAUCUCAGACCAAGACAUGUUCGCAAUCCAUAGAAGCGACGUGAGAACGAUUCCGGAUGAUGAGGACGACGGUCUGCUAUACGACCCGCAUCUGUUUUGCCUAGGUACUUGCUACAAACUCUCCCCUUUGUUGUAUUGCAACCUGUCUAAUACUAACAAUAGGAGCUACAACACUGGUGACUACUUGAAAACCUAAUCCUUCACACACGAGAGAAAUCCAAGCUCGCACAGGCGCCAGGUUUUGCAUUUGGCUUCGACCACUCGUGCUCCUGCAUGAAUGUGUAUGCAUAAAUGUGACGAUGAUCUUGGUGAACAAAAAAUUCUUGUGCCUGGCCAGCGCUACAUAGAAUCGGUAGAAAAAUACAAAAAACAAACACAACGACAGCGGAACAGAAGGCCAUCGUAUCCACCCUCGGCUGGAUAAACUGCAUCGAUGUGGUAUCAGACCAAAAAGCAGUCUUGGCUUUUAACAAAUGAAUUUUUAUUGCUGGUAGUACCUCCUUCCUACCCGGUGGGAAAUGGGAUACGAGAGCGAAAAGAAUGCUGCCGGAAAAAUUCUCUUUAUGGCAUCGCAGCAUUCCUUUCGUGCAGGUCCGACUCUUCCAUUGUAAGAUAGUGACAAAGGAGGUGCCCCCUCAUGAAGAUGAAAAUCUCUAUUCAAGACGCUAAGAUUUAUUUUGCUUUCCAUACUUGAAGCGAAUCUGUGACCCCAACACAAAUUUCGGUGGUUUUUUCACACUGGACCUCGGUAUCUACGAGGAGUGGGUCAUUGCCAGAAUCAUCAUCAGCUUGGCAGCACAGGAGGACGGGGACAACCUGUUGAGUAUAGCUAGAGUUGUUGUGAUCAUAGUGCUUUUUGUGCGUCGAGAAUCAAACGAUGUUGCUGUUGUGAAACACUGAAGGUGCGACAUUGUAGUUGUACAACUAAAAAUUCUAAACCGAAUAAUAAGCAUAUCAGAUCCGCACUGGACCGGCGCGAAGCAGACGUCUUUCGGCGGUUUCCACGUGCCUAUGACAGUGCACAACUCCCCCUCCCCCUCAUUUGUAUGGCAUGAACAGCAACACAAGCAAAGGCAGAAAAGAGCCUUUCGCAUCACAAAUCUGGGUGGAGAUUGUAACUAAGUAGGACUAUUUGAUGUUCCAAAAUUUGUCAUGCUAGCAGUGCUUACGAGCAAGGUUUGAGUAGUUUGGUACUUUGCAUUACAAAUGAGGGGAGGGGGAGUGGUGCACUAUCAUAGUGCCGAUCACGUGGAUCGAGGACUUGCCAGACUUCGGCGUUUUCGGCUGCCAGUACGUCCAUAUGCACUGCAAAAAUGUCUGGGUCUGGAAACUUGUGAUGCAAGUCACUCAAUAACAAAUGCACUGUAAUGCGCCGCCAAGCAUGACAAGUUUUUUCGUGCUUCUGUGCUUCGUAUCGCGCAUGAGAAACUGUGUUUCUGCAUGACAGGCGAGAGAGGCUGUUUGUGGCCACGCAAUACAGAUUUGAGGGCCAUGCCAGAUCAGCAUGGCAAAUCUUGCAUUCUUCCAGACCCAGACAUUUUUACAAUUCAUAGUCCACGAGGAGCCGCAAUUCAUCGACAUCCCGGCCCGGCUGAGGCUGAUGGAGCAGUUUUUGCCCGAAGCGGACCUGAAUUACGACAGUGCACAACUCGUCCCGCCCCUCAUUGUCAUUUGUCAUGCAACAUCCCAAUCCUGGCGAUGCCCUGUAGCUGCACAGUUCGCAUGAAAAAUUCUGUUACUACCGGAACAUCAGUGCUGCAGUCGGCGCAUAGAUUUGUCAUGCACAGGCUUCACAUGUUGAACUGGCGUUUGUAUUGCUGUUCAUGCACUCCAAAUGAGGAGGAGCGGGAGGGGGUAGAGUUGUGCGUUGUCAUAUCAACAUCGAC